Perkinsus marinus ATCC 50983 is the source of this 327-nucleotide messenger RNA. RefSeq lists its product as hypothetical. Lineage: Eukaryota; Perkinsozoa; Perkinsida; Perkinsidae. The transcript has 3 exons. The record is from RefSeq and is a predicted model, not a curated record. Bases 1 to 327 code for a protein of 108 amino acids.
AUGCUACGGUGGAGGCUGCAGGGCGUGAAGAGGGAGGCCGAGGUCGCUAAAAAGCCGAGGCAGACUAAGAGGCCGAGGCAGGCCAAGGUUGCUAAACCAAAGCCAACUCCAGUUCAAGAAGUUAUUCCACCACGAGAGUCCAAGGAGAGCGCGUCCUCGAGUGAAACUCCUGUUGCUGCAGCUGCUGAGGUUCUCCCCGUGUCGGUGAGUAGUCCUAGCCCUUCCUCAAGUGUACCUACUAUUGCGGUAUCUCCUAGUACAGUAUCGUCUGGGUCGGCUCUUGAUGAUCUCUAUAGCGCCCUUAGUCGAGAGAUGGGUGUAGAAUGA